GUGUGUGUGUGGUCGUAUUUUCUUUCUGUGUCCCCUGUGUGAUGUAGUGUAUCAUGCGCAUUAUAUUGUCUGUCUCAUACAGAACCCAGUGCAACGGACAGUAGCAGGUGUGACAUUCUCAGUGUGUUUAUAUUCUUGCUCCUUCCAGAGAAGAACUUCUGAUUUAACCUUUGCAAGAGAAAAGGCAAAUUAUUAACCUCACCAUGUUCUCCUUGGCUCCCGCUCCUCCCAGAUUUUUCCCGGCCCCCCACCACCCCCAUGGAAAUUUUUCUGAAGCCGUCCCUGCUGAAUGCACAGACCAAUAAAAAAAACAAUUUCUUGGUGCGUGUGAAUUCCCAGAUCUAGUUUCAAUAUUACUUGGAAAGAGGAAGGGUUGCGUCGCUGGCUGAGUGUGCGCUCCGACUCCCGACUCUCUCUCUCCAAUCCUGCCGCUAAACCGAGGAUGGACAGAGGUACAGAGACCACGCCGAAUGACCGUAUUAUCCACACCUUGGACAACAUAGUCAAAAGAGAGAUGACCAGAGUCGAGAAAGAGCUGAACCGAUUCAAGAAGAGGCUGACCAAAACACCCCCACAGGGGGGCGACGAGAAAAACGAGAAAGCGGAACUCUGGAACCUAGCGGGGUUGCUAAUCUUUGGCAAUACAUUCUCAGCUAACAACACUUUCGAAGGAACCUCGCAGAUGUCAUCAGAGGAGAGCGUGCCAGGUGAGGGGGCUCAGGAGGCUGAACUCCAGGCUAUCAUGAGUCCAUCAGAUCCAUCAUCUGUCAUCUCCACUCCUCCAGACUCUACAGUUCCUGAGGAUCCAGCAAGGAGUCCACUCAUUACCCCAGCAUCUGUGUCCCCUCCUGGAGAGAUAAAGAUAGAGUCUGUGGAAAUCAACUCUGUCUCUCUGAGCUGGGGCAGUCCUGACAAUAUGGAUGGGAUCCCACACAGCUUUCACAUUACCUACUCUAGCUCUGAUAAGAGUCACCAAGACUCCAUCACUGCACCCUCUAAUUCCACAGUCAUCUCUGAGCUGAGACCUGGGAGAGAGUACAGCUUCACAGUCACCACAGUGCUGGAGAAUGGGACCCAGAGCACGCCUGUUUCAACAUCUGCCUGCACAAAAUUGCAUUUCGUGGACCAGCACUGCUACUCCUUGAUCCAAAGAGUGGUGGCUGUAGCGACCGUUGCUGAUGCCCUGCUGGGCAAGAGAAUGCUGCAAGAUGCACAGUACGAUGAGGUAUUAGUGGAGAAGGUUCCCUCAGCCCAGAUGAGAUUGCUCUACAAGUUCUCCAGGGCUUGGGGAAACAGCGAGAAAGACGUCUUCUUGGAAAUCCUGGAGAAACAGCAGCCACACCUGAUCAGGGACCUGCGGGGAGAUUAAACCGCCUUUUCCUUGGAAACCGAGCCAGGAGCGAGUCAGCAACUGAGCUGGGAUUUCAGCCUCCAGCUAGAAAGCACUGUAGUUUUCAUAGCCCACAUCUGAAUGUGUUUGAGUGCCAGCAUUGUCUGUGUGUGUUUAUCGAUCGAAAGACAGCCAGGUAACCAUGGGGGAUCCCCCUCCCCCCUCCCCCCUCCGUGGGGUGCUUUUACAGAUAGAAUCGCGUAGCUUAAUAGAAUCAAUAAGGUUUGAAGGAAAAUUAAUCCAGCUGACAUUUGAAUAUCUGUUUUAAUUAAACGCAGAACUGUUUGUUGUUUA
This is a messenger RNA of Polyodon spathula (Mississippi paddlefish), 1684 nucleotides long. RefSeq lists its product as uncharacterized. The transcript is spliced from 3 exons. Gene Ontology annotation, biological process: regulation of apoptotic process. The record is from RefSeq and is a predicted model, not a curated record. Lineage: Eukaryota; Metazoa; Chordata; Actinopteri; Acipenseriformes; Polyodontidae. Gene Ontology annotation, molecular function: protein binding. The coding region runs from base 443 to 1369 and encodes 308 amino acids.